AUCCUUGCUGUCGAACGCCAUUGCUACCUCAACAUGCAUGCUUCCACGAAUCUGCGUUGUCACGUGCGCGAUUGUCUUGCAAUUGCUAUGCUAAUCAUGCACACUCCUGGGCCGGAAACAGAAACAAAAUCCUUUCUCUGGUUUUGGAGGUGCGAUUCCUGUUGUGUGGAAGAGAAGCUUAAAACUACAAACUAGCAAGAAACACCACUGUACAACGCGGUAGUCUUGCUGAAAGAUGAAUGUCCAGGCUGCAUCCUGUAGUACAGCGCUACUGUUGGGACUCGCGUAUGUGCAGAUACACGCAGUCUCAUCGCUGAAAUGCUACCAGUGUACCAACUUUGUCGCCAGCAACGACAACCUCGGAAGCUUGCAGUCGAACGAAGCAUGCGCAGGUGCAACCUUCGAUCCGAACGGAGUUGUCCUGCAGGACUGUGGAACCGUCUUCGGCCAGACACCCAUGUGUGAGAAGUGGGAGGGGAAGUUCACCGUUAACGUUCCUUUCCUUGGAAACACCGCAGUCACUGGUCAGGUGCGAGGGUGUGCUUUCGUUCCAGUCGGUGAGUUGGUGGAUGGAUGUGCCAGCUCCACACAGCUCACAGGUUUGGCUAAAGACGCGGUGAGACUCAUAGUGUCUUUUUUUACGACCGGCGAGGUUGAAGGGACGUACUGCUCAUGCGAGCGGGAUUACUGCAACACGGCCCCUGCUUUGUCCCAGACUGCUCCACUGUUGGUAAUGAUCGGUCUUUUGUUCAGCCAAGUAUUUGUACUGUAAGGAGAUUUGCUGAAUGUACGUGACAGAUAUGAGUGUUUUCAUAAUUUUUGGUAACUAUAAAGUAGCUGCUUUAUCAUGUUUUGUUUGUCAAUGACAUGUCUCUGUUGGUCUUCAAAAUCCAUUUUUCAUUUUCUACAACUACUGUGUGUUACUGAGGCAUUCAAGUGCUUUGAGUUACCCACAACCAUCUCUCAGGUCACAGCUAAUGUCAGAGAGCCAACUAGGCCACAUUUGGCCUUUCGUACACAUUUCUCGGGAACUUGGCCCUCUCAGUCUUUUCCUCAGUGAAGUGAAGAAAAUCAGAUGAUAUUAUGACAACAAGGAUGUUUUCUUUGGGAUCCCAAAAGCCCCGUCAUUUUAAGACAUGAACUUAUCAUCAUUAGAUACGACCUUCAAAGUCUUGGUAUGAUUUAAAGGUUUGCAUAUUAACAACCAAUAUGUAAAAUGCUUUGUAUUAAAUGGUUCAUUUUUAUACACUCUUAAACUUCAAAGGAUAGACAAAAAGAAAACUUCACUUUGAUUCCAAACAACAGGUGUUACAUCAUUGUUUCUGAAAAUGACAAUGCAUGGCGCGA
Molecule: messenger RNA, 1347 nt
Organism: Acanthaster planci (crown-of-thorns starfish)
Lineage: Eukaryota; Metazoa; Echinodermata; Asteroidea; Valvatida; Acanthasteridae
Biological process (GO): regulation of synaptic transmission, cholinergic; positive regulation of voltage-gated potassium channel activity; sleep
Source: RefSeq, a predicted model, not a curated record